CUCUCUCUCUCUCUCUCUCUCUCUCACAAAAACAGCAACAACAAAGAAAUCGACCGCGCAUGCCGCCUCCAUCCAAAUCUCUUCCUAGCUCCUCCUAGCUAAGCUAAGCUCAGCUAAGCUAAAUAAGUGAGUGAGUAGCUGGCUGGCUAAUCACCGGCGUCGUCGAUCGAUCGAUCAUCGUCAUUAAUUAACAACAAAUCGACCCGAGAGAUCGAGAUGAUCAACGGCAAGGACAUCUACGACGUGUUCGCCGCCAUCGUCCCCCUCUACGUGGCGAUGAUCCUCGCCUACGGCUCCGUGAAAUGGUGGAAGAUCUUCAGCCCCGAUCAAUGCUCCGGCAUCAACCGCUUCGUCGCGCUCUUCGCCGUCCCUUUGCUCUCCUUCCACUUCAUCUCCUCCAACAAUCCCUACGCCAUGAACCUCCGCUUCAUAGCCGCUGACACCCUUCAAAAGCUCACGGUCCUCCUCCUCCUCUCCCUCUGGGCCAACCUCAGCCGCCGCGAGCUGCUUCUGCUGAUUUUGGAGCUUUGGAGGCUAACAAAGUUACUUUCCAAGGUAAAAAAUAAAAAUUUUGUAAUCAUUUUAUUUUCCCCCUCAAUUAAUAACGCGGGUGCGAAUGCGGGUCAGGGCUCGAAUAAGGAGUUGCAUAUGUUCGUAUGGAGUUCGAGUGCUUCGCCGGGGUCGGAGGCCAAUUUGAGGAACGCGGUGAACAGAGCUGCUUCUGCUGAUUUUGGAGCUUUGGAGGCUAACAAAGUUACUUUCCAAGGCCUAAACGCUUCGAGUGAGAACGCCAGCCCAGCGAGGAAAGCGGGAGAGCUAGAGAUAGAGGACGGGUUCAAAAGCCCGAUCGGCAAGAGCCCGCUCCCCGUCGGUUCCCCGUUCAUGGCCCAAAAGAAGCCGCAGCGAGGAGCAGCUGCUGCGGCGCCGGCGAACGGCUAUUCCGGCGGACCCACACCAGCAAAUGCCUCCGUGGCGGUCACAAGCAUGAUGCAUGAAUGUAGUUUAGAUGUGGAUCAGAUCGAUGGAAUCUUAUUUAAUUUCAGGUGGAACAUUGAGAUGCCUACAAUCAUUAAAGGAUCCAUAUCCAUACUGUCUGAUGCGGGUCUAGGGAUGGCUAUGUUCAGUUUAGGGCUGUUCAUGGCUCUUCAACCAAGGAUCAUCGCCUGUGGCAAAGCCAUCGCAACUUUCUCCAUGGCCGUUAGGUUCUUGACCGGGCCAGCAGUCAUCGCAGCCACCUCCAUCGCCAUUGGUCUCCGUGGCGUACUUCUACAUGUCGCCAUUGUGCAGGCAGCGCUUCCACAAGGAAUUGUUCCUUUUGUUUUUGCCAAGGAGUAUAAUUGCCAUCCGGACAUUCUCAGCACUGCAGUUAUAUUCGGAAUGCUCAUUGCAUUGCCGAUAACCAUCCUUUACUAUGUCCUUCUUGGAGUCUAAGUAACGGGCGGAACGAAGAGAGAUCGAAGCGCAUCACACUAAACUGAAGAAGUGAAGAAGAGAGAAAAGCAUAAAGAAAAUACAAAAAAAAAAAAAAAAAAAAAAAAAAAAAAAAAAAAAAAAAAAAAAAAAAAAAAAAAAAAAGCAAAAGAAUGAGUAGAGCGUAGGCUUAGAUUAACAAAUGGCAUUAGAUUCAGUGUACGUACAAGGUAGGGCAUUAGUUUUUCUUUCUUCAUAACGUGCUCAAUCAUGUGAUUGCAUGAGCUAUGAAAUUCAAAGUUUUUUGUCUAGUUUUUAAUUUAUUUAUUUAUCGUGAUGUGGGUUUGUCCCCCUAAGUAAGACUUUCAUCCUAA
This is a messenger RNA of Asparagus officinalis (garden asparagus), 1784 nucleotides long. Its product is annotated as auxin efflux carrier component 2-like. NCBI's taxonomy places the organism in Eukaryota, Viridiplantae, Streptophyta, Magnoliopsida, Asparagales, Asparagaceae. Bases 217 to 1431 code for a protein of 404 amino acids. The record is from RefSeq and is a predicted model, not a curated record. Gene Ontology annotation, cellular component: plasma membrane; endoplasmic reticulum. Gene Ontology annotation, biological process: auxin export across the plasma membrane; auxin polar transport. Gene Ontology annotation, molecular function: auxin efflux transmembrane transporter activity. The transcript has 8 exons.